AAGAAUCGUACACAUCUAGCAGCUUCUACAUUGGUGGAUUGUUGUUUGAUUCAUCCAUUUAGAAUUUGGUUGAAACUGUCGACAGAACUAAGACUAAGGACAUCUUAACUUGAUACCUAUUUUGCUGGUGUUCACUUGCCUCACAUAUUGACUACUUUCUUGGUGCUUGUAAAUCUAUCGGUUUGGCUUAUAUACAACAUCAGUUUUAACUUCCAAAGGUGUUCGUGCGGCUUCGAAAACAGACAACUUUAAGAAAACCGAAUCAGAAUUCAGAAACCAUGAACCUCUCAGAUGCUCUAUUUUCUUCGCCGAGACCCAUGAGUGAGCUCGAUGCUGCUGCGAUUAAGCUCCAAAAGGUCUACAAGAGUUACAGGACUCGAAGAAACCUUGCAGAUUGUGCAGUGGUUGUGGAGGAGCUAUGGAGGAAAGCAUUGGAAUUUGCUGAUCUAAAGCAGUGUUCUGUGUCAUUCUUCGAUGUUGAGAAACCAGAAACCGCUGUUUCAAGGUGGGUGAGGGCAAAGACUAGAGCAGCCAAGGUGGGAAAGGGCUUGUCCAAGGAUGAGAAGGCCCAAAAACUGGCGCUGCAAUACUGGGUUGAAGCUAUUGACCCAAAACAUAGGUAUGGGCACAAUCUCCACUUGUACUAUGAUGUAUGGUUUCAAAGUGAGAGUACUCAACCAUUCUUCUAUUGGCUGGAUGUUGGAGAUGGGAAAGAAAUAGGCCUCGAUGAAUGCCCGAGGACUGUUCUGCAACGCCAAUGCAUCAAAUAUCUUGGACCUAAAGAAAGGGAAGCAUAUGAAGUAAUUGUUGAAGAUGGGAAACUUGUUUACAGACAAAGUGGACUGCUCCUGGAAACCAUGGAAGGAUCUGAGUGGAUAUUUGUUCUCAGCACAACAAGAGCUUUGUAUGUGGGUCAGGAGAAGAAAGGUGUGUUUGAACAUUCGAGCUUUCUGGCCGGGGGUGCCACAACAGCAGUUGGAAGAUUAGUGGCCCACGAUGGGAUUCUUGAGGGUAUUUGGCCGUACAGUGGUCAUUAUCACCCUACAGAAGAGAACUUCAGGGAAUUCAUUAGCUUCCUUGAUGAGAACCAUGUAGAUCUUACAAAUGUUGAGAUGUAUGAAAAUGAUGAUGGUCUACCAAUUAAGGUCAGUACCAGUGAAGAGCCAAAUCCAAAACCGAUUAUAGGGCACGCUAAAUCUACAUCAGACGAUACAAAUACAAUAGUCCCAGAGGAGAUUAAAAUCACAUCCACCCAUCCACAAGCAAACAAGAAUGCUGACAUUGCUAAUGUGGAUAGUGACACUGUAACAAGUCUGAGGGUGCCUUAGUGAAGUGAACGAGAUAAAGUUGAAGUUAGAGAGAAGCCUAAGCUGUGGAUCAGAUCAAGGGUGCGGAUCGUACUAGCGUUGCAUAAAGGACCAUGUUCUAGAAGACUAUUAUUUUACCUUUUAUUAUCUUAGUUGUUUAAUAUAGUAAUAUUCUCAUUGGUUGUAGCUAGGAAUAUUCUCAAGGGUGGGGACUAGCUGGUCUACAAUAGUUUAAGCAUUUUGUUUACGCAGUCUGUUAUACACACCCCUUAUAAGGGAACAAGAACCAUGUAUUGUUUUCUUUAUGCUGAAUAUUAAGCCAAAAUUAUUCUCCUUCUUCAA
Messenger RNA from Juglans regia (Persian walnut), 1649 nucleotides. Its product is annotated as IQ domain-containing protein IQM5-like. Lineage: Eukaryota; Viridiplantae; Streptophyta; Magnoliopsida; Fagales; Juglandaceae. The transcript is spliced from 10 exons. The coding region runs from base 279 to 1328 and encodes 349 amino acids. The record is from RefSeq and is a predicted model, not a curated record.